UCCCUUUUCUCUGCCGCACCCUGUGGCCUCUCGGCUUUGGACUUGGGGGUUCACCCUGCCUCUAUAAAAGCCCUGUUUGUGCCCAAUGUGUGCUUCAUUCCCCAUCAUGGAAAGUCAGAGAGUCCAGUCCUCAUACAGAAAGCGCUAUGGGGCUCAGGGCUCAGGCAGCACAGGAGUCAGAAUUGGGAGCCUUUCUUCAGGCCGCUUCUCCUGGCAUGGCACCCCACGCAACCUCACCCACUCCAGCCCCAUGUCCCGGAUCUCCUUUGGCUCAACAAACACGGCCCUGCUCCUGGGGAGCCCUGUGGACCGGCUGGACUUCCCAGCUGAUUCCCUGCUGAAGGCCCAGUACAAGGAGACACGCACCAAUGAGAAAAUGGAGAUGAUGGGCCUGAAUGACCGCUUUGCCAGCUACAUAGAGAAGGUGCGCCUGUUGGAGCAGCAGAACAAGGUGCUGGUGGCAGAGCUGAACCAGCUGAAGGGGAAAGAGCCCAGCCGCCUGGGAGACAUCUACCAAGAGGAGCUGAGAGAGCUGCGCAGGCAGGUGGACGGUCUCACUACUGGCAAAGCUCGGCAGGAGAUAGAGAAGGACAACCUGGCUGCAGAUCUGACCAUGCUCAAGCAGAGAUUGCAAGAUGAGAUUGGCCUCCGACAGGAUGCAGAGAACAAUCUAAAUGCCUAUAGACAGGAUGUGGAUGAGGCGUCUCUCAAUCGUGUUCAGCUGGAGAGGAAGAUCGAUGCCCUGCAGGAUGAAAUCAACUUUCUAAAGAAGACUCAUGAAGAGGAGCUGCGUGAGUUACAGGAGAAGAUCAUGGCCCACCAGGUGCAUGUUGACUUGGAUGUAUCCAAACCAGACCUGACUGCUGCUCUAAGGGACAUCAGGGUCCAGUAUGAAACCAUGGCCACCUCAAACAUGCAGGAGACUGAGGACUGGUACCGAUCCAAGUUUGCUGACCUGACAGAUGCAGCCAAUCGAAAUGCAGAAGCCCUGCGUCAGGCCAAACAGGAAGCCAAUGAAUACCGGCGUCAGAUCCAAGUGUUGACCUGCGAUCUUGAGGCUCUCCGCGGAACAAACGAGUCUCUGGAACGCCAGCUCCGGGAGCUUGAGGACCGCUUCGCCAUGGAGACUACUGGUUACCAAGAUACAGUGAGCCAUCUGGAGGAGGACAUCCAUGCGCUGAAGGAGGAGAUGGCAAGACACCUGCAGGAGUACCAGGACCUUCUCAACGUCAAGCUGGCCCUGGAUAUUGAGAUUGCCACCUACAGGAAGCUGCUGGAGGGGGAGGAGAGCAGGAUAACUAUUCCGGUUCAGAGUUUUUCCAACCUGCAGUUUAGAGAAACCAGUCUGGACACUAAAACCCCAGAGGCCCACGUGAAGAGGAGCAUCCUGGUUCGAACUGUGGAGACCAGAGAUGGGGAGAUCAUUAAGGAAUCAACAACUGAACAUAAAGAUCUUCCGUAAAGUUCCGUCCUCGGUCAUGAUCUGAGGAUUACUUCAAUUUUGUUUUUUGUUUCCAAACCCCAAAGCUGCCUCAUCAGUUAUUACAUUAUUUCAUUUUUCUCCACUUUCAUCAUCACCUACCUGCAGGCUAAUCUGUUUACUGCCCCACAACCAUGACAUUCCCAUUGAAUGUCUGCAAGAAACAUCUAUGUUCAGCUUUUGUACAGCUGUGAGUAGGCUGUAGAUCACUCACCUUAAAUGGUCUGUAGCUUGUUCCGAUAAAAACUAAUGGAAAUCACUGGUAACCUGUAUACUUUUAAUUUAGACUGACAGACCAGAUUUUCAGAUUAGCGUUCUUAGAAGAUGCCUUAAAACAGUUGUGGAGUUGCGAGCUAAUAUCUUCAGCUAAUAUGUAGCAUGGUGGACGUAUGGUUAUGUGUAUGUGAAAUGUGGCAAGGGAAGUACAAGAGGAAGUUGUGGUUUUGCUGAUGUUUGAAUUGGACUUAGGGUGGGAAUGAGAGGUAUGUGUAUGUUAGAGCAGCUUUCGGCAGAACGACAGGUGAAUUGGGGCUGUUUUUAUUUAACCCUUGCCUGGUGCUAUUUUGAAUUACAUUCCUUUUGUAGUAGCAGCAGCCACCUCUGCUUGCGUGUUGCUGCUUAUAUUACCUGAAGGUUUUUUCAAUUAGGGCAACAUUGUGGCUCAUUAGAUGUGUGCUCAGAUUGGAGGUGAGUGGACCUAUUCUGGGAGAUUGCACAGAUCAUCAAACUCAUGUGUCCUUUUUCACACAACCCUCAACCUCACUAGGUGGCCAAAUAACCUGCUACGGCUGCUUUUUAUGGGUAAAGCUGCAAAACCAGGUUAUGACAAAUGUGUACGACAUACUGGACAGUCAGUGAUCUGUAGACAUUGUGAUUGAGUUUACUGUAUAUGUUUCUUUACUGACACCAGGGAAAAACUAGACAAAGCCCAAAGGUGCUCAAGAGUCAAGUAAGAUCUGUUGUCAAUGUCAAAAUCACAAGGACAUCAGACAAAGACAGCUGACAGGCAAUUGAGAGGAAAUCAAUGAGUCCAAAAUGAAUUAAAGGUAUGAUCUUUAAUAUGAGUUGUGGCAUCAGGAUUUUAGCGCAGUCAUUUGCAUAACAACCUGUUUUAGGUGUGUGUUUUUUUCACAUGACUGCACCAACAGCAGAGGCUGAAUGUUUGUAUGCUUUUGACUCUGAGGGCCGUGACCAUGGCAACUUUUACAGUGAUGUCACUUACAUACUGUUGCAUACUAAGAAUUGUCCCAUCAACAGCAAAACUAACAAUAGUCAGAGGAGUCUGUAUAAACCUACACAGUCCUGAGGGGAUGUCUAAUGAGCCCAAAUAUACAAGAACAACUUUCCCUUUAUAUCUGCUCUUCUGCAUCUUCCACCGCACACUCAGCUCUUGGUGUCCUCUCUUGAACACAACCUGAUAAGACAUUUAUUUGACACCAGGAUGCGUCAGGACAUGUCUACUUAUCUAGCAGGGCUGAUAGGGACAGAGCCAGGUGUGGAGUAGGUGUUCGGAAGAUGAUGAGUUGUCUUCCAGCCUCCAGUUAAUCCACCAACCUCCCUUCUCCAGUUUCUAUAGGGAUUAGCUGAUAGAGAGUGAGACACCGAGACAGCAGAGAAUGAGAUAACCUUCAAGAAAACCCACAGCACCAGAUAUCUUUAUUUGUUUUAUCUUGAAAGGGAGGAUUCUGGGGUAAAAAGUAAAAAGAGGGUGGGAGGCUGAUAGGAUGGACGGAUGUCAGCUUAAUCACUGCAAUCCAAAUCUCCCGCCUUGUUGGAAAUCCUGCUGAACGAAGCCGUGCUGACAGGCCCUGCCAUUAAUGAGUGGUGCUAGGCCGAAGCUGGCUGUCGCUGUGCUAGUCACCAAGGACACGCUGUGGACCUGGAUUCCCAUGUGCCUCACACCUUCUCCCCUGGCUCCACAUCUUCCACUUGUGUCACUCAACCCCUUCUCCUGUUUCUCCCAAUAACAUGCAACCCUCUCAUGUAUUCACUUUGUUUUUGAAUGUCGAUCUUAGAUAGAAUUUCGGACUCCUCGUCUUAUAGCAAAGACACAGAUGAAUCUUACUUUUUUUUUGGGGGGGGGGUAAGACACCUCUGCAGAUGUGAAUGUAACAUUAGUUUUGACCAGUGCUAUGCGCUAUGAUGUCAUGUUAACAACAUUAAAAUUUAGUUUGUUAG
This is a messenger RNA of Etheostoma cragini (Arkansas darter), 3658 nucleotides long. RefSeq names its product glial fibrillary acidic protein (gene gfap). The record is from RefSeq and is a predicted model, not a curated record. Gene Ontology annotation, molecular function: structural constituent of cytoskeleton. Gene Ontology annotation, cellular component: cell projection; intermediate filament; cytoplasm. The transcript has 9 exons. Bases 86 to 1462 code for a protein of 458 amino acids. Gene Ontology annotation, biological process: intermediate filament organization; regulation of chaperone-mediated autophagy. NCBI's taxonomy places the organism in Eukaryota, Metazoa, Chordata, Actinopteri, Perciformes, Percidae.